Messenger RNA from Cannabis sativa, 1421 nucleotides. RefSeq lists its product as uncharacterized. The transcript is spliced from 6 exons. Gene Ontology annotation, biological process: translation. Gene Ontology annotation, molecular function: structural constituent of ribosome; RNA binding. NCBI's taxonomy places the organism in Eukaryota, Viridiplantae, Streptophyta, Magnoliopsida, Rosales, Cannabaceae. Gene Ontology annotation, cellular component: ribosome; mitochondrion. The record is from RefSeq and is a predicted model, not a curated record. Bases 662 to 1141 code for a protein of 159 amino acids.
GUAAGCUUAGAGAGUAUGUGCAUAGCGAUUGUCGCAAGAAAUUAUCUGGGUAAGGUGAUUUGGAUUCACUCUGCUCGGUUGGAUUUCUCGGAUGCUUUAUGCGGAGAAGCUGCGGCUUGCUGUUUGGCUGUUUCGUCAGCUGCGGAAUUAGGAUAUAAGUAUGUUAUUGUGGAGAGUGAUUCGAGACUAGUGAUCAAUGCGCUCAAUAAGAAAAUGUCACAUUGGGCCCUUGAUAACUAUGUCUCCUUUUGUAUUAAAUCAUCUCCCUCUUUUUCUAGUUGUAACUUUUCUAAUGUUAGCAAGAAUUGUAAUUUUGUUGCCCAUAAUGUGGCUAAGUGGGCGUUUACCCACCAACUGUACGGUUCUAUUUUGUUAUCCUCUGUACCGAAGGAACUACUGUGUAAUGACCGUGAGGUCUAACAAUUUCUUGUUUCAUUGAAUGAAUACGCUUAUUUCAAAAAAAAAAAAAAAAAAAAAAACAAAGAAAGAUAUGGGCUUGUUCUAAAUGGGCCACAAACAAACAGGCCCAAUGAUAGAUGGGCUUAUUCCGUACACUUUUGCCGUCGUCUGAGUUCCCCGUUGCCAUUUCUUCAAAGAUAUCUCUAAUUAAACAUCUUGAGGAUUUUUGGGGAACUCUAACUCUUACCAUUUUUGAUUAAGUAUGGGUUGGAAAGCAGCAGAGAAGCUUAUUAGACACUGGAAAAUUGUCAGGGGAGAUAAUGUGAUGAUAACAAGGGGUAAAGAUAAAGGUGAGAGUGGUCUUGUUAAGCGUGUUGUUCGUUCUCAGAAUCGAAUUAUUAUCGAAGGCAAAAAUUUGGUUAAGAAACAUAUCAAGCAAGGUCAGGGUCAUGAAGGUGGGAUCUUUACAGUUGAAGCCCCUCUUCAUGUCUCAAAUGUUCAAGUUCUUGAUCCAGUUACCGGGAAACCUUGUAAGAUAGGGACUAAGUAUCUUGAAGAUGGCACUAAAGUAAGAGUAUCCAGAGGGAUUGGAUCAUCUGGAUCAAUAAUUCCUCGGCCUGAGAUCUUGAAGAUAAGAACUACUCCGAGACCUACAGUUGCUGGUCCUAAGGAUACUCCAAUAGAUGUGGUGCUGGAGAAGACUUACGACGCGAAAAGAGGAGUAGGCAUGCCCGAUCUUUGAGCGAUUAUUACGACCGACGGGUACUCUUGAAUAAUUUUUGUCUUGAAAAUAAGCUGAAGUUGAAGAUAUGAAGUGAGAUGAUUUAAAUAUACUGAUUUAGAUUCAUGAUAAUCAUUUCAUUUAGAAAUCAUGUAACAAUAUUCUACUUUCUUAUGUGCAUGAACAUCUGAUUUUUCAGCUAUAGUAACCCGUGAAUGCCGUGUCAGAUGUUCUGAAUUUGCACCAAUACAACUGAAAAUAAUUUGUUAGCUUAUUCUUUAUUAUACAUUUCUUUCAUCUA